This is a messenger RNA of Camelus dromedarius (Arabian camel), 9166 nucleotides long. RefSeq names its product exophilin 5 (gene EXPH5). Gene Ontology annotation, molecular function: small GTPase binding. The transcript is spliced from 6 exons. Gene Ontology annotation, biological process: multivesicular body sorting pathway; intracellular protein transport; positive regulation of exocytosis. The coding region runs from base 292 to 6249 and encodes 1985 amino acids. Lineage: Eukaryota; Metazoa; Chordata; Mammalia; Artiodactyla; Camelidae. Gene Ontology annotation, cellular component: endosome. The record is from RefSeq and is a predicted model, not a curated record.
GGGGCGUGGAAGGGCCCGCCCCUUGGAAUGGGAUUGGUUCCCUUUUUCCCUUCAGCCAUUCAUUUUGCUUCUUGGUUGGAUAGGUUGAGAGAAGUAUGUCAUUAAGGUGUUGUCAAAAUCAGCCCGGUAGAUGUGGGCCGUUCCCUAGGUUUGUGGUUUUAGAUUUUCAAAGGGGCGGACUUAUCAUUGGUUAAUGGAUCAAGUUCCCGAAACUGGGCUUCUACAGCUUGAAAAAUGUCACUGUAACAGGAGGCGCCAAGGGGCUUAAGUGUAAUUCACACAGUAGAGAAAAUGACGAAAAUCCCUCAGGGGUUUGAUUUCAGUUUCUUAAAUGAUGAAGAAGCCAGGAAGAUCCUUCAGGUGCUGGAAAGAAAUGAGGAGCUCCAGAGGGCAGAGAAGGACAGGAUCAGCAAACUCCAGAAGACAAAGAGAGAUAUCAGAUGGCUUCAAGGAGUGACUGGUGAAUGGUUUGAAGAAAUUCAAAGAAAAAAGUUUUGCAAUGAAGCAGAUGUUAGCCAAAUGUUAAAGCAACCACUUGCUUACAGGCUGAGGAAGGGGAUGGCAGAAAAUGAGCCUACAGAAUUACAAACAUCAAGAUCGAAAAAUACCCUUAAUCCAAGAAACCCAACAUCCGUGCCUUCUGGGCAGAGCUUCAGAUCAUCGUUUGCUUCCCUGUUCUCAUUCAGAAAAUCCAGAAAGGAAACUUCAAAGCUUCAAUCACUGGGACAGAAAGGAUGUGACGGCCACCCACCUCCUGUGUCUGUGAAGGGAACCGCUUUGCAGGCAAAAAUACACAGUUCAUCUCCAGAAAAUCAACCCGUUGACGGUGCGUUUGUUCCCAAGCCAGCAGGUAUGAGGGAGGGAAGCAGCCUGACUUCGUGGGAUACUUCAUUGUUAGAAGAUGAAUUUUUCCAAGUUUUAGAUGAUUUGGAUAGCAAACUGGCUCAGGAACAAUUUCCAAGCUCAGUGGAUACCAGAACACCUCUCAACUAUGGAUCAAGAACACAGUCCAGUCCUUUUUACUCCAGUGGGAACAGACAAAGUAGUAUCACAGGAAGGCACAAAAAUUGCUACAGUGAUACCUCUAAUAUGUCUAUCUAUGACAUCUUAAGACCAAGAACCCCUAGGGAAGGUUUUAAAACCUUUUCUCCUAGAACAAGGACCAUUUAUGAUAUGUACAGGACAAGGGAGCCCAGAGUCUUAGAAGAAGAUUACGUGCAAAAGAGUGCUUUUGGUAGUGCUUCUCUGUGUUUUGACAGCAGGGAACGAUCAGCCUUGCCAGCUACAGGGUAUUUCACAGCAAGAAGCUUACAUUUUCCAGCCACAACUCAGACCAAGUGUGGGUUUACGCCACCAAGCCACAAGCAAAGCCCAAAGAGAACUCCUUUAUCCUCUAUCAUAUGGAAUAGACCAGAUUCUUCUAGAGAUAGGCAGAACCAGGAAGAGUUCCUGAGGGCACCAUCACCAAUGGAAGUUGACCCUGCUGACCAGUAUGUGUACCCCAGGUGUUUUCAAGAGAAGAGGAGGUAUGAAUUUUAUCGUUCACAGAGUGUUUACCCAAGUGUUGGUUUAAAUGUCCCCAUGGAUAAUGCAAUGAGUCCUGACCCAUUUGAGAACUCAGAGAAUAUGCCAUUCUACCAUGAAGAGAACUCAUUUACUAGGCCUUUCUCCAGCAAUACCUUUGGACGAAACAGGGAACAGAGAUUUAGACAAAGUCCUUUUUGGGGCCAACAGGAAGAGCAUUAUUCCUGGUCUGGAUUUCAUCAAAGCAGGAAAUCAUUCACUUCUUCUGACAGAGACUUUGAAAUGAUCUCCGUUGAAGCAAAUAGUACACGGGCUGGUCAUGGCCAUCGUGUUCCUUCUCAACACUGGGGCUCAUUUUCUCCCAGUUACAGAGCAAAUAUUUCCCGAGACCAGGAAGAGCCACGUGCCUGGCAGUUUGAUUCUCAGACAUCCACACUGGAGGGCACGGAGGUGUCCCAAGGUAGUAGGAGCCAGUCAGCUCAUUUCAGCACCCCAGAUGUUUGCUCCAUGGCUGGUUCAAGCUAUCAUAGCAAAUCUGGUGGGUUAGUGUCUCAACAGGACUGCUCUCCUACAGAAGUACUCGUAAACAGAGAACCUUACUCACUUGGCAUUGCUCAGACUCUAGCACCCUCAUUCAGAACUUCCUUUCCUCAGAAUCCUGAUGACAGAGGGGAUCCUCGGAGUCCCACCUUUCAGAAUCCCUCAGUCACUCUGCAGAAAAUUAAGCCUGCGUCUCUCCCAACAAGAAGCUGUACGGAAGUCACUGUGACCAACAGUGAUUCAGCGGACUCCCCACCUGUCACUGAAAGCCGUCCCAAUAUCUUGGUCACAGGAGUGAAUAAUGAGAAAGACCUGAAUGAAUCUAUUUUGCAAAAGGAUAAACAACUAAACAAGAUGGAUCAGACAGACAUGGUGGGUGAAAUACACGAACUUGUUUCACAGACAGUGAUUUCUACCCCUUUCCCUGAUUUUCAAAAUCCCCUCUCCCAGGACUCAGCCCAGAGUAGCAGAUUUGUUUUUAACGCAUCUAACACAGUAAGUUCAAAAAGGUUGCCUGGAGUCGUUUCCAGGAGAGAUGGCUCCAAAAGUCAUAAAGCCAACGAACUAAAAAAAGAGAAGAGUUACACUGGGGACAGAAAAUUUGCCUCCGCCAUUUCCCUUCCUUUCAUUCAGGACAGCAGGCCAUCAGCUUUUCCCAGCCCAGAUCAAGGUUGUCACCAGGAAUUAUCAGUAAGUGAUGACGAUAUUUCCAGCAUUAUUAAAAAUAACCACUGGAGUACUGAUAAUCAAAAUGCAGAGUCUCCAGGAAAGCCUGCUAUUUCAGAUACCAAAGAAGAACAAUGUGUCACAGCUUAUUCUGCCAACUGUAGCAAGUCGGCUGACCACAACAUGCCACGUGCUUCUUCAGAUCUGUCCUCAGGUACAGUGCCAGAUUCCUCGCCAUCAAAUGAUUCUCGCCUUGGUGCUCUGGUGAUUCCUUCUACUACAGCGUUCUCCCGGAAAUUUCCUUCAGGCAAAGCUCCAUCUCUGGGAGAAAGAGAAGAAAAAGAGAAUGACUGUAAGAACCAAAAUAGUCAGUUUUCCCUGAGCCUCUCAGAAAACCCAAAGAGUAAUGAUAAUCGUGUGCCUGUAGAUGGAGUGGUGGAUGUUGUCAAAGGCCACUCACACCUUCUUUGCGGGGAUGGAAAGGUAAAAGGAAAAGUGAGACGACAUAUAUCCUAUAUUGAAAAGUUAAGCAAAACAGAAAGUUGUUCAACACCCACAAGUGACCGCCAUCACCUGGAGGAGAACCAAAGCCAUUCCAAGGCUCCUGAGCUUCACACAGUUUAUUGCACCUUACCGAGAAAAUCGGCCGGUUUUCUCAUCAAUAGCAGGAAGUCUGAAAGUGAGCUGGCGGCUUCUUCGUGUAGGAGUGAGCCACUUCCAUUCCAGACCAACCAGAUCGUGGAGGACCCAGCAGGGAAGUGCACGCCAAACAAAUUCAGUCCCGGCUCUUGUGAGUCGGAAAGCAAAUGUGAAAUAGUGUCAGACUCAGUCUCAGUGGCACCUGAAGCCUCAGAGGGGACGACAGGUGCGACGAACACUGGGUCUGCUUCUGUUAGAAAAGGACCACUUCCGGUCAUCAUCAAGAGAGCUGCGUCCUGCCCCUCGGGGGUACCGUACCCCUCAGCUGGGAGAGAGGAGAGAGGAGACACAGAUGCUUCUGCCGUAACACAAAGGCCUUGGGAGAGACUCAUUCGCCCUCUGGGAAGUGACUCAGCUGUCCUGGGUGGUUCUUCAAGCAAAAGACACCACCAAAAGGAAUACUUUCAAGAAGGCACUGAAAAGAACGGUAAAAUUGCUGCCUCCAGAACAGGCAUGUUUUCCCAUCCAAAUGAACGCCCUUUUCCUGUUUCCUCAGAUGUGUCAGGAAAAGAAGGUGGGAAAACAUUACAUAAAUUAAAGACUACUAGUGUACUUUCUGUUUCAGGUGAUGAAGAUAAUGUGAAAUGUCUUGAGGUGGUAUCAAUAUAUUAUACUCUGCCGAGGAAGCACAGCAAAACAUUCUGUAACCUUCUUCAAAAGUACACACAAAGCAUCGAGUCACUUACAGAAUCAACGAAAGUGGGGACUGAAACGUCACCUAAAGCUUUAGAAAAAGACAAACUAAAUUACUCUACACAAGAGCAGCCAGGAACAUCUUCAUCUAAAGAUCUGAAGAUGCCGGUCAGCUCUGCUCAGGAGAACAGUCACUGUCUUUCUCGCACCACUGAAGACAUGACUGCUUCUCACUCGCCAAGCAUUGGACCCUCCCAACCUACAUUACAGGCAGUGGCUUCCACUGAGGCAGAUGCCUCUCUUCAUAAAGAGGAAUCUCAAACGAGAGAGAUUUCCCCACACAACGUGGCUAAAACACCUCCCUGUGAUCCACAAAGCAAGACAGAGAAAGGGAAAAAAUUGCAAAGUGAAACCCUUCGUACGUCAUCAAUGCUUCAGGGGGAAAACGUUACGAAAGAGAAAUCGGAAAAUUGUCAGCUAUCCAUUAAAUCAGGUAACAGUGGUCUUUCUAACCUCCCAGCCCAUUCGGAAGAGGAUGUUGAAAACUCCCAAAUCCUAAGACGCCCUGGGGGGUGUGCAGGUCGUGGCCUAGCUUUUACAGCUACUGGCAGUCUUCAGAAAGAUGUCACAGGCAUGGCUGAGGGUGAUGGUGCCAAUGGACUGCAGCCUUGGGAAGCCAAAGGGGAAAUUAGAACAGAUUUCCCCAAAAAACCUGAUAAACCACUUUCUGGCCCAGAAAGCCAAGCCUCUGCUCUUACUCUAGCCCUGUAUGAACUGCAGCUUGAUGAGGAAGCCUGUUCAGGCGAACAAGACUUAGACAGUCUGCAGUCUGAACCCAGAGCGCUAACUCAACAAAGUCAGGAGGUGAGUAUGACAGAGAUCAAGGCUGAAGAUGAACUGCAGAUGCUGGCAUGGGAUCAGCCUUCACUUCCUGGAGGAGGUAAUAAAAAUAAAACCAGCUUGGGUGACCCAGAAAAGGGGAAAAACAGAUCUUCAGCUAAACACCGACCGGCAGCCAUGUCCAAAGCAAGCAGAAAGUGUCCAGCUAAAGAUUUAAGCCCCAGAAGACACGUGGCUACUAUCUUUCCCCAAAGUGGGAACAGUUCUGGCUUCAGCACCUCACCAGAGUGCCACUCACUGUCCCCCGAGCCUACUUUAAAAUCCGCAGAAUCAACAGAUGCACACAGGUUGAGUAAUGAUGGAAUGACUGUGGAAGAAUCUGAGAACCGCCCCCAGGUUACUAUCUCCAACAGAGAAGCUGCUACACACUUGAAGAAUCAAAAGUCAAACAGCAUUUUACAACCACAUCACAACGAGUUAAAAAAUAUCUCAGAAUUACAAGCAAAGUGCCAUGAGAAUUCUAACGAUAUAACCACAGCUCAGAUUUUGGAAAGAGAGUCAGGACCCCUGGCCCAACCCACAUGGAUCAGCCUCAGGGAAGCUGACUUCCCUGACCAUCAGAGGAGGCUGAACCCUCCUCUUCAACUGGAGCCCAUAGAGAACUCUACAGUGAGCAUCCCACUGGCCAGCUGUCUGCAGCAACAAAGGAGCGCAUCAUCGCUGGAGUGGGAACCUGAGCCACAGCCCUACCGUUCAAAGAGUUUAAAAAGCAUCAAUGUACACGGUGAUCUGCUGCGCAAAAGUCACCCUCCAAAAGUCAGGGGGCGCCACUUUUCUGAAAGCGUUUCUAUUGACAAUGCCCUGAGUCGACUGACCCUGGGGGGUGAAUUCUCUAGCGACAAUGGGUACAGUCGAAGAUUCAAAUCUUUUUCUGAACUUCCCUCCAGUGAGGAAGAUGAAAGGUGGGCUUUGUACAGCGACAGGACAAAAAUGGGUCCCAGGUCUGCAACAUCUAUAUCCAGACCUAUUGACUACGGGAUUUUUGGGAAAGAGCAACAGCUGGCUUUCUUGGAGAAUGUAAAGAGGUCACUCACACAAGGAAGGUUGUGGAAACCAAGUUUUCUCAAGAACCCUGGCUUCCUGAAAGACGAUAUAAUUAACCCUCCUAACCCAACAGUGCCAGCAAGUUCAAAUUCUCCUAGUAAUCAGAUGCCACAAGAGGGUUUAUCUCCAAGCGCACCACUUAACAUCUAUGAAGAGGAUCCAGUAGACUCAGACUGUGACACAGACACAACCACAGACGACGAAUACUACCUGGAUGAAAAUGACAAGGAGUCAGAACUGUGAGGCGUUCCCAGUAAACUGCGUGAACUCCUCCACCAACAGUUUGUAAAAUGUGAAUAAAGCGUAAGUAAGUGUGUCCAUGGAAAGGGCAGGUAUAUUUUUUUUUAAAUCUAAUCUGGGCAAAUUCUCUCUUUUUUUUUUUUUCUCCUCCACACUCUGUAUCUAGAUUUCCUGAAUCCGAGGGCAACGAAUUCUUGUUUAGAGGGUUCCUCUGCUGUUUUCUUCCUCUGUGUAUGUCCUUGGCCUUCUGCCCCUCAGCCCCAACUGAAUCUCUGAUUUUUUUCACUGCCCAGUUUUUACUUUCUGCUCUACAUUCCCCUCAACUUUUUUUUAUACCUUUCAUUGCUAUUUACAACUCUAAUAUCUCAGCACAACAGCAAAACUCGUAUUGCCUCUUCCAGUCCAUACCCCAUACUCAUAACAUUAAAUUAAAUGUAGGGGUGAUGAUGAUGAAGCAAAUAUUACUAUCCUGUUUGACUCAUCAACAUUUAGGAAGUUCAGAGUUUGGGCUUUUUUAUUUUCUUUCAAAUAGAAACGGGUUUUCAUAAGGACAUCCUGUUAUCUCCAUCAUGGAGCCAAGGAGACACAUGUUUGAAGUGCUUGUUGAAUUUUUAGGUGAGGAGCUGAAUCCCUAGCAAGCCAAAGAACAUUAGUACUCCUAGGAGUGCCUUUGAAAUGGUUUGUAGGAUGGUACGGAGGGCGGCUUGGCCACAGAAUUUCUGCUUAGGAAGGGAACAUACCUGGGGAGACAUCCUUACAUCUAAGGAUUUUUUUCCAUUUCUCCAGAACCUUCUAUUUUAAAAUUUUCUUUAUUUUCAGGCUAGAACACUUUUUCCAUGUGAUAGAGACAUUUUAGUCACAAGUGGUAGCCUUGGUCAGGUCCCUGAAGUACUACCAAGUCAGAUCUGACACUUUGGGAUUCGCAGGCUUCUUUACCAGAUGACUUACCAAAUCCUCGGAAAUUAAAAGUCUGAGCUUCUAAGGGCUUGUCAUUGAGGUUCCUUCAAUAACUGAUCUAGACUAAAUAGCCCAUCAUAUACACUGAUAACUUGGGUUUCCUAACUCUUUUGUUGCCGUGCAGAACUUCUGGGGGUUUCUUUCCUCCUAAUGGAGAUAAAGACCAAUAACUAGGUGGCAGUGAAGCUAAUUUGCUAGAACUACAGAAAUCGUGUCAUCCUGGACCUUGGUACUGUGAGGGUCACGUGAGUGGAUUUCGUCUUGUUUGGUUUAUAUUUGCUUCCUGGUCUAAUUCAAGUUUCCAUUUUUCUCACCUAGUGUGUUUCACCCAUAUAAAUUAAGGAUAAUGGUAGGUGUUGGGGAAGUGUACAGAGAUCUGAUAGAAGUCCAAGAAAGGACUACAUUAUUAUUAUCCUCUGAAUCAUUGCCUUGCCGGGAAGCAAAAUGCCAGGGCUAGCUCACAUUUUUCCCACGAAACUCAAAACUAAUGAAAAUGUGGUAAAUAACAUGAAAGCUAUUUCUUAAGUCCAUAAAUUUUCUUAAAAUUCAAGCUCUGACCAAUCCUGAGCUCAAAGAGACUGAAAUAGAAUUUUAAAUCAACCGUUCUAAACAUUUCCAUUCAAAUUUGUAUGGUAAAAAAAAUAAAUAACAUUUUAUUCUUUGUUUCAUGUAUGUUUGUAAAUUCUACCUUCCUUUUUUUUCUACUUAUCUGAUUAUUUAGGUAAAAUUUCAUAAACCAUGACCUGUGUUUUCUGUGUAAGCUUGAAAUAUUCAAAGCUAAUGCUGUAAUGUUAAGAUUCUUGGUUUUUUAAAUGAUCAGCUUGCAAGUUCUCUUUUGGUAAAUGCUCUUGAGUCUACAUGUAUGUUACAGUAGUGAAAUGAAGUUAGAUUAAAUUUCACUGAAUUUGGGCUAUAUCGACAAUUAGGUAAGGUAAGGUAAGGAUAAACAACUACUUUGGGGCCCUAUUUCUCUGCACUAGAAUCUAAUAUCUGAAUUCAAUAAUAAUUGGUGGCCAAUGUUCACCUGCACCGUUUGUAAGGUUUGCUUGUUGGUCUGGCUCAAGAAUCAAGAAAACAGAAAAUUCAUGAAAAUAGCCCCUUCUACAGUUUUAUACUUUUAUAAGACACUUCGUUAAAGAAGUACAGCAAAUAUCUAUGUAUUUUAACAUACAAACUGCUGCUUUUUAAUAUUCAUUUUGGUAUCACUAUAGUAAUUUAUAAUAGUAAUUUUUAUACCCAUAACUUCUUUUCUAAGAGAUAUAAUCAUCGUUUAAAGUAUUCACAUAAAUGGAGUAAGUCAUGAGGGAAUCAAUACUAAUAAGUAGGUGGUAAGUUAUUAACUUGUUUAGAUAAUGGACUUCUAUAUCCAUAAAUUUUACCUGUAAAGUCCACUUAAAAUGAAAAUAAUGAGAUAAUGAGAUUAUUUUAAUUUUUAGAGUCUUCCCUCUAAAUAAUUUACCCCUUUUCAUUGUAAAUACGUUGUUGUUAAUAAAACUCCAACUGCUACUAACAAGGUUUUGACUGAUGAUAAGCUAAUAAAAGCUACUUUGUUUAAGAGAUAAAUGUGUGCCUGUGCUGGGGGUGGUGCAAGGAAGUCCACUAAGGUUGUGGGGAAGAUAGGAAUUACACUGGAAAACCCACACCUCUGUAAAAGUAAUGCACUCUGCUGAAUGCCAGAGGGUCAAAGAAGCCUUACUGCUGAAAGUGUACUGUUAGGAAUAAAGCUUCAGAAUAUCCCAUUGAAAGGUACAGUGUAAAUAUGAAAAUGUUUCAUUUUGAUGCUCUUUGUGGCUGGCAUUUCUGUGUUUCUGAAACCUACAAUAAGCCGUAAGCACUUCCGUUAAACUGUUUCCAAUAAUCCUUUAUGUCCUUGUUCUCAGACGUGUUCUCUAGAUAUGAAGCGUGUUAGACAAGGUUCAAAUGCAAAACAAUGCCUGUGUUAAAAUAAAUGAUUUAAAUCGUU